AUAUUUUUAUUUCAUGUAACACAUGGACACAUAUUUUCAUUAGUAGAACUUACAAACUAAGGGGUUAGUAAGUACAGCAAAAAUUUAUUUAAAAUAAAACAACACUGAUGGGGGAAUGCAAUCCCUCACAGUGGGACAAGUAGGGACAGUCAACCCUAUCCGCUAUCAUUCGUAGGAUGCUGUUGGGACUGCCACGCACCCGGCGCACCAGGGAUGCUGCGCGUGCACGCAUGGUAGUAUUAUAAAAACAGUCCACGUGCGCCGUCACGAACAUCCCCGAUGGGCCCGAUGCUCUACAGAAACGGGGCAGCCCCAUCAGCACCCGGAACGCAUUAUUGUACUGGACCCUAAGGGCCCCGUUGCCCGUUGCGUAUACUGCGCCCACAAAUUGCAAGUGUAGAGGGUAGUGCAAAAUGCCCUCAACAGUGUGACUUUAACCUGUUUUGAGCACCUUGCAAAUCUGCGGGCGAUCAUAUUCGCCCGGACCGACAGAGCCCUUCGUUCCCUCUCCGUAUCCAGGUCGUCCUUGAGGUCGGUCGCGAGAACAUGGCCUAGGUACUUAAAAUGGUCCACUCUAUCUAUGGGGGCACCAUUGAGGCAAAUAGCAGGAACAUCCAUUGUCUUCUUGCGACCGCACUCAAACACCAUGAACUGACUCUUGGUUGCGUUAUAUUUAAGACCAUGAUUUGAGACAUACGUUUCGCAAAUUCGCAACAGUUUACGCAGCCCACACACCGACGCGCUCAGCAGCACCAUGUCGUCCGCAUAGCUUAUGUUGUUGACACAAACUCCAUCCACAUGACAGCCGACAUGGGUUUUACUGAGCGCCUCGAUUAGUCCAUUAUAACAUACAGAUUGAAGAGAGUGGGUGAAGUGAAGCCCCCCUGUCUCACCCCACACUCCAACCUGUACUCAUCAGAUAACACGUCUGCCCAACUAACGCAGUUGACCUGGUUUCCAUAGCAAUACUUAAAUAUUCGAAUGGUUUCCUGCGGUACACUGGUAUUCUCCAGCUUCUUCCACAGUAUAUCAUAGGAAACCAGGUCAAGGAAACAGGCUACCACCGGGGUUUUACUUUUGGCAUAAUACCUGACAGUGUGCUUAAGACAUAGGAUCGCAGACUCAGUAGAUAACUGUGGUCGGAAACCUAGUUGGUUAUCAUGCAGUUUCACAUGGCUAUUUAACUGGGAGUUAAGCACACUAUCAAGUAUUUUUGCCAUGACUGUUGCUAACGAAAUGGAUUUGUAGUUACUCCUAUCUGCCAGGUCUCCGGUCCUGUUUUUGACAAUAUGUACGACGAUCGUCCGCAUUAAAUUAUCUGGCAGAUAAGAAUGCCUGAUACACAAGGUUUAAAACAUUGCCAACACUCUCGAUAUGUGGGGACCUGCAUGUUGGAGGUGCUCAAUAGAGAGACCGUCGUAUCCCGGAGAUUUACCUCCAGACAUUGAUUUUAUAAUUUAUCAAUGUCCUUAGCAGUAAGGCUAGGACCCACACUCUCUAUCUCGGCCUCACUAUCUAACCCCUCCAACUUUGAUCGUGCAAUCGUCUGACUAAUAAUGUGUUUUAUUAUUUUUAAAUUGGCGAAUUGACUCUCUAUCAUGUUAGUAUAGGUGUAAAACUAAAAUUACCUAUUAUCAACAUUUUAAUUAUUGAUUAAACUAUAUCUUAAAAGAUAUUAAUCACUUAUUUUCAUAAUUCACGCUCAAAGACAUCCACACCUUGAGGUACGAGGGAAAUAUCUAUAUUAACUCUUUUUCAUUAAGCUAUAUAAAAAGUUACGUUUGCUCUAUUGUGUCAUCGCCAUCAAACAUACGUCCACAGCAAUAAUAUUUACAAUGGUCAGACCGGACCACCUAUCUAGUUUACUGAAUGUAAUUAUCAACCCUGAACCAUUUGCAAAUGGUGUGGUGUCAAAUGACACACGAUAACGUCAGGGGGCGUUGUCGUACUAAGUUUCAGUCAGCCAAUUCAGUGUUAAAACAGAUAUGAUCGAGCCAUGUUCUCGCAAAUAGUCCUACUAAUAUUUCUCGGCAUACUUUAUCCCUCGUAUUCGCAAGAUUGCGUAAUGUUGGUUACAAAAGAAGAUGCAUGGGAUAAAAAACUGCAUAUGGAUAAAAUGGCAAGUUAUGGUGACAGGCAACCACCGCGAAACCAGUCUUGUGUUCCCGUCAAAGUGCAUUUCCAAUUGAAGACAUUCGCUUUUGACGAAUAUGCAGAUAGAUUCACAGCUAAAUUGUGGACUCGUAUGAUUUGGAGAGACGAACGCCUCACUUGGUCGCCUGAAGAGUAUGGAGGAGUCAGCAAGAUGGUCGUGCUCCCAGCUGAUAUUUGGACGCCAUCAUUGAAACUACUUAACAGCGUCGAUCCGGACUACUUUAAUAUGGAUAUAGAAGAAUGCCUCGUCCACAAUAAUGGAGAAGUUAUGUGUGUUCCGGAAAUAAUAUACGAAUCAUUCUGUAAUGCUAAAUUAAGAGAUUGGCCGUUUGAUGUUCAGAAUUGUACCCUCCAGUUUGGCGAUGGUGAUAGACUUUCCUCUUCCAGAUUUCGCUUUAAAGGAAGAGGUUUAACGCUUGGCCUUGUAGAAUAUGGCAAUGGUUGGAAUAUUAUGCUGAAGGAUUUGAAGGAGGACCCCGAUUCUGACGUACAGCUGUCAUUUACUUUAAUAAUGGAAAGACAAGCGUCCGGUUUAGUAGCUGUAUUGGUUGGCCCUUGUUCCAUUCUUUGUAUAUUGACUACUACAUCUAUUUUGAUGAAUGUAAACUAUUAUAUCCGCUUGGGAUUUUUAUGUUUUAGUCUCAUAAGUCAUUUUGUAUUCUUAUUUUUUAUUGACGACUUUUUGCCAAAGCAUAGUGGCGAUACCCCCGUUAUAUUAUUCUUCGUCCGUGAUUCCAUAAUCUUGACAAUAACUUCAGUGCUUUUCACAUUUGUUUUGAGCAAAAUUGUAAAAAGAAAAACUGUACCAUUUGAAUGGGUAUCUUUAGUAUCAAACAAAGUGUUUUUUAGCUUUGGUCAGUACUUGAUUUUUCCAAGAUGGAGAGUGGAUCCUGAUUCUAAAGAUACUAAUGUAAAGAAUAAAGAGAUAUGGACCAAUAUGGCUAAUAUUUUGAACAGUGCUUAUUUGGUUGUAGAUAUUAUUGUUUAUAUAAUUUUGUUUAGAUCUUACAUGCCUAAACAACCACCAGCACAAUACUAACUGAAAAAUCACGAUUAAAAUUAUUUGCACACAA
This is a messenger RNA of Cydia pomonella (codling moth), 3227 nucleotides long. Its product is annotated as acetylcholine receptor subunit beta-type lev-1-like. The transcript has a single exon. Lineage: Eukaryota; Metazoa; Arthropoda; Insecta; Lepidoptera; Tortricidae. The coding region runs from base 1997 to 3193 and encodes 398 amino acids. Gene Ontology annotation, molecular function: extracellular ligand-gated monoatomic ion channel activity; transmembrane signaling receptor activity; neurotransmitter receptor activity. Gene Ontology annotation, cellular component: neuron projection; membrane; synapse. The record is from RefSeq and is a predicted model, not a curated record. Gene Ontology annotation, biological process: monoatomic ion transmembrane transport; regulation of membrane potential; chemical synaptic transmission.